AAAAUGUCCUCUCCAUCAAGAACCGAAGCCAAGAAAGACCAAUUCGUUGGUAACGUCAAGGAAAAUGUCGGAAGCGCCGUAGGAAAUGAAUCUCUCGAAGCCAAGGGAAAGACUCAAAACAAUGCUGGUGUUGUCCAAGAAACUGCUGCUACUGUUCAAGGUUACGUUGCAGGUGCUGCUGAUCAGGUUGCAGGUGCUGUCAAGGGUGCCUAUAAUGCCCUUACUGGUGAUACCACUGCUGAAGCUGGUAACAAGGUCCAAGAAAAGAAGGGCGAAGCUCAAAAGACCUUCAACUCUUAAACUCCCUUUUAACAUUCUUGUAAAUAAAAAUAAUACCAUAUUGUAAACUCUUUUUCACGUAAAA
Mucor mucedo is the source of this 364-nucleotide messenger RNA. RefSeq lists its product as uncharacterized. The record is from RefSeq and is a predicted model, not a curated record. The coding region runs from base 4 to 300 and encodes 98 amino acids. The transcript has a single exon. Lineage: Eukaryota; Fungi; Mucoromycota; Mucoromycetes; Mucorales; Mucoraceae.